Messenger RNA from Psylliodes chrysocephalus, 756 nucleotides. The record is from the annotation of a GenBank genome assembly. Lineage: Eukaryota; Metazoa; Arthropoda; Insecta; Coleoptera; Chrysomelidae.
AUGGACAACACCAGAAACAUACAAAAAAUUCGACACUAUAAUAAAAAAAAGGAGGGACAACCGGGAGACACCCUGACGGAAUUAAAAAAGGUUAUUAAAGCUAAAAACAUAGAGGGAACACAAAUUAGACACACACGGACAGCAAUAGUACUGACUUCACAAACCAAGGACAAACAGGACGAAAUUUUUAGACGUACACAAACCUCCACAAAACUGAACAUUAAAGACAGAACCAGACAUAACGAGCCGACAAUCAUAUUGACAGGUAUAAGAAAAGUACUCACACAUGACGAAAUCACGGACGAACUAAAACUCGAUAACUACAACCUAGACAACCUUUUUGGAGAUAGACUAAAAUUAUUGACGAUAGUAUCAACGAGACCAUGCAGGAACCCUUACAAGGAGAACGUGUACAUACGAGGACCACUUGACAUAAUUAAAUACUUAUUGAAAUCAGAAAAAAUCUACCUAGACUUCCAGACAAUUUACGUAAACGAGGCAACUCAACUGGCACUCUGUUUCAGAUACUGCCGCUACGGGCAUGUAGCCAAACAUUGUAAAGAAACGACGCCCACAUGUUACAAAUGCAGGGACGGGCACGACGGAAAUACAUGCGACAAGGACCUAGACAAAUACAAUUGUAUAAACUGCGAACGAUUACGACUGACACCACGUAGACAUCAAGCCAGAGACACAAACUGCCCGAUAUACACAAGAAAACUGGACGAAGCAAGGGCACAAACACAAUACAACUAA